Messenger RNA from Pyrenophora tritici-repentis Pt-1C-BFP, 360 nucleotides. Its product is annotated as Dabb domain containing protein. The record is from RefSeq and is a predicted model, not a curated record. Lineage: Eukaryota; Fungi; Ascomycota; Dothideomycetes; Pleosporales; Pleosporaceae.
AUGGAAGCUUGUUCAUCGCCUCAAGUAACGCGUAUAGCGACAUUCCGCUUCAAACCCGAUGUUACCGCCGAGCAAAAGGGCGACCGCGCAGCCGCCUUCAUGGCCCUUUACGCCGAGCAUCCGGAGUUACUCGCCGAACCACCAAAGGGCGGGCGUCCGUUAGAUACCCCACUAAACCUGACGAACGUGAAGAGGGAGAGCAUCUGGGAUAUGGGGUUCACUGUGAUGUUCAAGGAUGAGGCGUCACGACAACAAUUCGAUCUUGAUCCUGGACAUGAUAGACUCAAGAAUGAGACGGAUCCGUUGCUUGAGCAGGUAUUCGUGUAUGACUUCAUCGCGCAGCCGAAUCUCGGAUGGUAA